GCGUCCAUUUUCGUUUCUUUUUUCCAGUUCCACCAUUAUCGACAUGACGGGUGAGCACAAAGGAACCGUCCUGGUGACGGGCGGUGCCGGAUAUAUCGGUUCGCAUACGGUCGUAUCGCUGCUCGAGGCCGGCUACAGUGUGGUUGCUCUGGACAACUUCACCAACUCGGUCAACUCGGCCAAAAAUGAAUCCGUCGCUCUCCAGCGAGUUGAGCAGAUCACCGGUAAGAAGGUCCAUUUCUAUCGGUGCGAUCUGCUCGACAAGGACGCCCUCGAGCGAAUCUUCGCUGCGCACCACAUUGACUCGGUGAUCCAUUUUGCUGCACUGAAAGCGGUCGGCGAAUCGAUGACCAACCCGCUGCUGUACUACAAGAACAAUAUGAUCGGCAUGAUCAACCUGCUGGAGGUGAUGGACAGUCUGGGCAUUUACCGGAUGGUCUUCUCGAGCUCGUGCACGGUGUACGGCGAGCCGGAGCGAUUACCGAUCACCGAGGAGAACCCGACCGGAAACGUUACCAACGUGUACGGGCGCACGAAGUACUUCAUCGAGGAAAUGCUGAAGGAUGCGGUGCGAGCCGACCCGAAGUGGAACAUUAUUGCCCUGCGCUACUUCAACCCGGUCGGGGCACACAAGUCGGGCCGUAUCGGGGAAGAUCCGACGAAGCAGUUCACCAACCUGAUGCCGUACAUCAGCCAGGUAGCGAUCGGAAAGAAGGAUGUGCUGACCAUCUUCGGUAACGAUUACGACACACCGGACGGAACGGGAGUGCGGGACUACGUGCACGUGAUGGAUCUGGCCAGUGGACACGUGGCCGCUUUGAAUAAACUAGACAAGGAGCACCUCGGUCUGAAAAUGUACAACCUUGGCACCGGAAAAGGCAUAUCGGUAUUGGAGCUUAUACAAACCUUCGAGCGGGUGAACAAAGUAAAAAUUCCUUACGUUGUUGAAGCCCGCCGUGCAGGUGAUAUCUCGUCCAUGUUCGCAAACGCCACCCUCGCCGAAACCGAACUUGGAUGGAAAGCAGUACACAGCGUCGAAGAGAUGUGUGAAGAUUUUUGGCGAUGGCAAACGAUGAACCCCAGCGGCUACAAAACGGAACAAGCGAACGGCCACCACUAGAAGUUGGAAUGAGUCCGCACAUUCACAAUUUGUUCUAUUUAUUAUUUUAUAUGCAACCAAGCACAUUUUUCUCCUCCAUGGCCAGUUCGUAAAGACGUUUGUUUUGCAAUUUUAACACUUCCAUUCCGUACGAGGUGCA
Molecule: messenger RNA, 1259 nt
Organism: Anopheles coustani
Lineage: Eukaryota; Metazoa; Arthropoda; Insecta; Diptera; Culicidae
Product: UDP-glucose 4-epimerase-like
Exons: 3
Coding region: 44-1120 (358 amino acids)
Biological process (GO): beta-D-galactose catabolic process via UDP-galactose, Leloir pathway
Cellular component (GO): cytosol
Molecular function (GO): UDP-glucose 4-epimerase activity
Source: RefSeq, a predicted model, not a curated record